AUUGGCCCGAGUAGUGCGGUCCGUGGACUUCCAAACUGCAGAGGAAGUGUGUUAUUUCUUUCUCUUUUUUGCUCACUCCAUUCUUCCUCCGCGAAACCAAACACAAAGCAAUGGAAUGGAAGAAUCAUAUUUGCCCUAAUUCUCCAUUUGUGUGGGAUGGAAUUACAUUCUCAGAGUGUUUUGAUAAUAUAGUUUUAGGAUUUGGUGCAAAUAUGGUGACUAUUCUUAUAAUUUCAAUACUUGCAAUUACUCGGAGAAGUGCCGGAAGGAUUCGCAGGAUGACCUUUACAAAAAAGGUUGUGUUGCAAUUUCUACCUGCCCUUGGAGCAUGUAUGUCAUUUAUGGACAUGGUUUUGCUUAUCAAGAAAGAACUUUAUGGAGAAUUUGUUGUUUAUGAUGAAUGGCUUUUCAGAAGUUCUCAAUUGGUAGUCUGGACAACCAUUAUAAUUUCUGCAAGGUGGGCCUGCUUCCAUGAAAUAUUUUGCAACCAGCUCAUUUGUUUCUGGUGGAUCAUGAAAGUGCUACUUGAAAUUGUUCAUCUGUACAAAACAUUUGCAUUAUUGGAGAGGGAGGUUUUCAGAUGCCUAAAAGAGAGUUCAGUUGUUUUGUUGGACAUCAUGUUUGGCUUAUCCAUUAACAUUAUCAGGAUAAAGCAAGCAUCUCAAAAAAGCAGUUCAAUAGAAGAUCCUCUUCUUGCAGCUGAUAUGGAUAUCGAGGGAGAUGGUCACUCCGGAAACACUCGGAGAUGUUGGGAUCUCAUGACAUUCAAAUCUAUCACUUCUUUGUUGAAGCGUGGUACCAUAAAGCAGCUUGACUUUGAAGAUUUGCUUUGGCUACCUAAUGACAUGGAACCUUCAACCUGUCAUGACAGAUUGUUAAGCUGCUGGCAAGUUCAGCUGAGGAGCUCUAAUCCCUUCUUGUUUAAAGCCAUUGGCUAUGCAUAUGGAUGGCCGUACUUUUGUAUUGGUUUAUUAAAGGUGUUCAAUGAUUUAAUUGGUUUUGCGGGACCGUUGCUUCUCAAUAAGCUCAUUCGGUUUCUUCAACAAGGUUCUGCACACCAGGAUGGCUAUGUUCUUGCACUAUCCUUGGGCCUUACAUCCAUCUUAAAAUCUUUCUUAGAUACACAAUAUACAUUUCAUCUUGCAAAGUUGAAGCUAAAGCUACGAUCUGGUAUUAUGACUGUAAUUUAUCAGAAGUGCCUAAGUGUUACCCUAGCAGAGCGAUCCAAAUUUUCUGAGGGGGAAGUACAGACGUUUAUGUCUGUAGAUGCUGAUCGAACUGUCAACUUGUGUAACAGUUUCCAUGAUGUAUGGAGCUUGCCUUUACAAAUUGGAGUAGCAUUGUAUCUUUUGUAUACCCAAGUCAAAUUUGCUUUUCUUUCUGGACUGGCAAUAACAAUCUUGCUAAUACCAGUGAAUAAAUGGAUUUCUGAGUUAAUUGCAACCGCUACUGAGAAAAUGAUGAAGCAAAAAGAUGAGAGGAUUAGAAGAACAGGAGAAAUUUUGACACAUAUUCGCACUUUAAAGAUGUAUGGCUGGGAGCAUCUUUUCUCUAGUUGGCUGAUGGAAACAAGGUCCUCAGAAGUGAAACACUUAGCUACACGGAAAUAUUUGGAUGCAUGGUGCGUUUUCUUUUGGGCUACGACACCAACUCUCUUCUCUUUGUUUACAUUUGGAAUUUUUACUUUGAUGGGGCAUCAACUUGAGGCUGCUACGGUCUUCACCUGUCUUGCUUUGUUCAAUAAUUUGAUAUCUCCUCUCAAUUCAUUCCCAUGGGUCAUCAAUGGAUUGAUUGAUGCACUUGUAUCAAUCCGGAGGUUGAGCAGGUUUCUCUGCUGUUCAGAGUACAGACGUGAAAUAGACCAAAAAGCUGAAUCUCCAUCUCUUUUCUUGAAUUACCAGUCUGACUCUACCUCUAAAGACAUGGCUGUUAUAAUGCAUGAUGCAUGCUGUGCUUGGUCAAGCAGUAAUGAACAGCAUCAGAAUCUGGUGUUAAAUCAUGCAACUCUAUCUCUUCCAAAGGGGUCAUUCAUUGCGAUAACUGGAGAGGUUGGUUCAGGCAAAUCAUCCUUAUUGGGUGCAAUAUUGGGGGAAAUGCGGCUUAUCCAUGGGUCAGUUCAUUCAAACGGAUCUAUAGCAUAUGUGCCACAGGUUCCGUGGAUCUUGUCUGGAACAGUACGUGACAAUAUUUUAUUUGGGAUGAACUAUGAACCAAAAAGAUAUUCAGAUACUAUAAAGGCUUGUGCGCUGGAUGUUGAUAUUUCAUUGAUGGUUGGAGGUGACAUGGCUUAUAUUGGAGAGAAAGGAGUCAACUUAUCUGGAGGACAGAGAGCUCGUCUUGCUUUGGCAAGAGCCAUUUAUCAGAGAUCAGAUGUAUAUAUACUUGAUGACGUCCUCAGUGCAGUUGAUUCUGAAGUUGGAAGGUGGAUUCUAUACAAUGUCAUCUUUGGCCCUCUUAUGGAUCAAAAGACCCGUGUUCUUUGUACCCAUAAUAUCCAGGCAAUAUCUUCUGCUGAUAUGAUUGUUGUAAUGGAUAAAGGAUAUGUGAAAUGGGUGGGAAGUUCGGCUGACUUGCCAAUAUCAUCAUAUUCCGCAUUUUCUCCGCAGAAUGAAUUUGAUACAUUACCAUAUGUUCAAGGGCAAGAAAUUAGCAUAGUUACUUCUAUUGAAGGCAGAAAAAGUCUCACUGGGGAGAAAGAAUCUAGCCACAUUUCAGAGGACGCACAAGAGAUCGUUGAAGUUGAGAUAAGGAAAGAGGGCAGAGUUGAACUUGCUGUAUACAAGAAUUACGCAGCAUUUUCCGGCUGGUCCAUAACAGUUGUAAUAUGCCUGUCAGCUAUUUUAAUGCAAGCUUCUCGUAAUGGAAAUGAUCUAUGGCUGUCCUAUUGGGUUGAUACCACUGCAAGUAGUCCAGCAGGCUACUCGACAUCCUUCUUUCUGGUUGUUCUCUGCAUCUUUUGUAUUAUAAAUUCAUCUCUUACACUGGUGAGGGCAUUUUCAUUUGCAUUUGGUGGGUUGCAUGCUGCAGUGAAAGUGCACAAUACUUUGCUCAGUAAGCUUAUUGACGCACCUGUGUGGUUCUUUGAUCAAACACCUGCUGGAAGAAUACUUAACAGGAUGUCUUCUGAUCUCUAUACAAUAGAUGAUUCUCUUCCUUUCAUUCUCAAUAUUCUCCUUGCCAAUUUUGUUGGCCUGUUGGGAAUAGCAAUAGUUUUGUCAUAUGUGCAGGUUGUCUUCUUGCUUUUAUUGUUACCAUUUUGGUUUAUUUACAGCAGGCUACAGUUUUUCUACAGAUCAACUUCAAGGGAACUGCGAAGACUGGACAGUGUUUCUCGUUCGCCUAUAUAUGCAACCUUCACAGAGACACUUGAUGGCUCCUCCACUAUAAGGGCAUUUAAUUCUGAGGACUACUUCUUUGCCAAAUUCACUGAGCAUGUGACCUUGUAUCAGCGAACUUCUUACUCAGAGAUAAUAGCAAGUUUGUGGCUUUCAUUGCGUCUCCAGUUGUUAGCAGCAUUUAUCAUCACAUUUGUUGCCAUGAUGGCUGUUGUUGGAUCCCGUGGAUAUUUACCAAUUAGUUUCGGUACUCCUGGGCUGGUAGGUUUGGCUCUCUCAUAUGCAGCUCCAAUUGUGUCAUUGUUAGGAAGCUUUUUAACAAGUUUUACUGAAACAGAGAAGGAAAUGGUUUCUGUUGAGAGAGCUCUUCAGUAUAUGGAUAUUCCCCAAGAAGAGCUUAGAGGAUCACUAUCUCUGAAUCCUAAUUGGCCAUUUCAAGGACAAAUCAAAUUUCAGAAUGUUACAAUGAGAUACAUGCCAUCUUUGCCUCCUGCACUAAAUUGUGUUACGUUUACCAUUCUAGGAGGGACACAGGUUGGGAUUGUUGGAAGAACAGGUGCUGGAAAAUCCAGUAUUUUGAAUGCCCUUUUCCGCCUCUCUCCUAUAUGUGGUGGUUGUAUUUUGGUUGAUAGCAUUAACAUAAUUGAUGUUCCUGUUAGAGAUCUCCGUUCACACUUUUCUGUUGUUCCCCAGAGUCCCUUCCUAUUUGAAGGAUCAUUAAGGGAAAACCUUGAUCCACUUCAGAUGACUAAUGACUUUGAAAUCUGGAGUAUUCUGGAGAAAUGCCAUGUCAAGGAGGAAGUAGAAAUGGCAGGUGGACUGGAUGUUCACAUAAAGCAAUCCAGAUCAUCUUUUUCCGUUGGGCAAAGGCAGCUGCUAUGCUUUGCACGUGCUCUUCUAAAGUCUUCCAAGGUACUUUGUUUGGAUGAAUGCACAGCUAGCGUUGACACUCAAACAGCUUCAGUACUACAACAUGCAAUAUCUACUGAAUGCAAAGGAAUGACAGUAAUCACAAUUGCUCACCGCAUUUCCAGCAUUAUGAAUAUGGACAACAUCCUUGUUCUUGACCGUGGGAAUGUGAUUGAGCAAGGUAAUCCACAAGCUCUUUUACAAGAUGAGUUUUCCAAAUUCUCAAGCUUUGCAAAAGCUUCUACCAUGUGAUACCUACUUGCUUAGGUCGCUAACUAUUAUAAUUAAACAUGUUUUUGCAUGGAAAGUCACCCUAUCCAUAAACAGCAGGUAGUGAUUGAAGCAUUACUGGAUAGUCAUUAUGGUUGGCGUUAAUGGCAUGUAAUAUAGGCUAUCAACUUUCUGUUGUCGAAACUAUAUAUAGAAAGACACUGUAUGUGGCUCUUUAAUGUAUUGACUCCCUGAAACUGUCGUAGUGGUUCACUAGAGCUAUGUAAGGCUAUAUAUGGAAAUGCAUUUCAUCACAGAAGACAAAAUUAUGAGACCCAAAAUUUAAAAUAG
Messenger RNA from Jatropha curcas, 4805 nucleotides. RefSeq names its product multidrug resistance-associated protein 11 (gene ABCC13). Gene Ontology annotation, molecular function: ABC-type transporter activity; ATP binding; ATP hydrolysis activity. The record is from RefSeq and is a predicted model, not a curated record. Gene Ontology annotation, cellular component: membrane. Gene Ontology annotation, biological process: transmembrane transport. NCBI's taxonomy places the organism in Eukaryota, Viridiplantae, Streptophyta, Magnoliopsida, Malpighiales, Euphorbiaceae.